Molecule: messenger RNA, 1533 nt
Organism: Penicillium concentricum
Lineage: Eukaryota; Fungi; Ascomycota; Eurotiomycetes; Eurotiales; Aspergillaceae
Product: Zn(II)2Cys6 transcription factor
Exons: 3
Coding region: 1-1533 (510 amino acids)
Biological process (GO): positive regulation of transcription by RNA polymerase II
Cellular component (GO): nucleus
Molecular function (GO): DNA-binding transcription factor activity, RNA polymerase II-specific; transcription cis-regulatory region binding; zinc ion binding
Source: RefSeq, a predicted model, not a curated record
AUGGAGACAGUAUGCGAGCCAUGCUGGACAUGUCGCAACCGCCGCAUCCAAUGCGACCAGUCCGGAACACCAUGCGCCAAGUGCGAGAAGGCUGGCAUGGAAUGCUUCGACAAAAGACCUCUGAGGUGGGUUAAAGGCGUGGCGAUUCGCGGAAAGAUGCAAGGCCGUACGCACGAGGGUAUAUCGAAUGGCUCUCCUAUGCACACUUCUAGAAUUACCAAAUCGGCGCCAUCGACACCGAAGAAAUCGCAUCGCGCGCUGGUCCAAGCUUCUGCCAGUACAAGCCUGCCGGUUACUUUGCAAGACCCGUCUAUGUCAAAUCUGGAUCAAACUUCGAAGUAUUAUAUAGACUACUAUAACGAACGGAUAUGCAAAUUGUUCAUUGUAUACGACAGCGCCAGGAAUCCAUUCCGGAGUUUGAUCUCCUUCGGGUUGAAAGAUCCCGUCUUGCAGAAGGGCAUACUUGCUCUCGCGGCGCGGCACCGUGCCAAUACGGGCCAAUCGUUCCAUCAACUUCAAGCUCCGACACCUCCUAGCCUUAUUAAUGCCAAUCGCGAUGCGCUACUUUUCAAGCAUCAAGCCAUGGAAGCUCUCUCCCAGGUACUUGGCGAUAGAACAAUAGAAAAAAGUGACACAACCGUCGCUAGCAUAUUUCUCCUUAUUUUCCUGGAUCUCCUCGAGUUUGGAAGUGAUGGUUGGAAUUUCCAUCUUGAGGGAGCCAAGGGUUUGAUUGCAUCACACCGGCCGAUGCUGGAAACGCAAGCUGGAGUGAAUAAUGGACCUGGCCAGACAGUACAGGAAAUCUGGGGGUUUAUCUCCAAUCAGAUUCAUUUAAUUGAAACGCUGGGAGCAACAUUUUUACGACCCAAAGUACUGUCAGAAUUCAUAUUUAACGGCCAAGCAGAGAGGCACCCCCAAGAAGAAAUAGAGCAAUCUUUCCUUGGAUGUCCAGAGUUCCUGUUGUCGGCGAUACAAUUUCUCUCCAACGAAAGGGACACCAUCGCAGGAGAGCUGCCAGAUGGUGCCGCUCUCCAAACACAUAUACAAGAUACCACCGCGAUGCUGGAACUCAUCCAAAACUUUGACUGUUACGCCUGGGCUUUGAGUCUCCAACAUUCGAGACAGCCUUCUACAGACGAAAUCAAUAAUCUCUGCAAAUUAUCACAGACAUUCAAAACCGGGGCUUUGAUAUAUGGGAGACGCGUUCUUGAUGCACUCACAGAAACCAUCACAGAGCAGGACGAUUUGGUCUCUGAACUGUUGGGUCUGAUUGCUAAUCUGAAAGACGACGAGGCGCUUUUCAAAUGUGUUCUGUGGGCUAUCUUUGUGGCGGGCUUGGAGUGUCGGUCUCAGGCCCAAAAAGACUUUUUGGUUGAAUCUUUAGAGAAGUUUUGGACUGAGACAAGCUGUUCGAAUGUUAUCACCGCAGCGAAAAUCUUGAAAGAUUACUGGGACCAGGAAGACGGCUUGGAGACACCCUCGCGGUGGAUAUUUGAUAUUGGUCGCUUGGGUCGUGACUGUCUUCUGAUAUAA